Messenger RNA from Cornus florida, 2279 nucleotides. Its product is annotated as scarecrow-like transcription factor PAT1. Bases 475 to 2112 code for a protein of 545 amino acids. Gene Ontology annotation, cellular component: nucleus. Gene Ontology annotation, molecular function: DNA-binding transcription factor activity; sequence-specific DNA binding. NCBI's taxonomy places the organism in Eukaryota, Viridiplantae, Streptophyta, Magnoliopsida, Cornales, Cornaceae. The transcript has 3 exons. Gene Ontology annotation, biological process: regulation of DNA-templated transcription. The record is from RefSeq and is a predicted model, not a curated record.
GAGUCCUCUCUCUCUCUCUCUCUCACACACACACACACACACACACACACACACACACAAACUCAGAUUCUGGUAUGGAGCGUAAUACGAAACUGUGAUUCUUCAAUUACGGUGGACUUUUUCCCCCCUCUUAAUUGUCUCUGUUCUUGAGGUUUUUGUGACAAUUUGGUUUUGACAUUGCCAAUUUGGUUUGGUUUAGGGAGUUGGGAGGAUUUUAAGCUCCGAGUUUAUUACAUUUUCAUGGAUGAUAUGGAGUUACAGAGCAUGGUGGGUGAUAGAUCCGUAAAAGAUCAUCUAGCUGUUUAUGAAGAAAAAUUGAGGGCAUCCUGUUCCACAGCCAUAAAUACUAAGUUACUUCAAUAGAACUCCACAUUCAGACAUCGAGUUUGUGUGAAGUUCAGAGGAAAAAGAAAAAGAGGAAGACUACCAAUUUAAUCAGAAAAUAUACGGGGUCCAAGCACAAUCAUUUCUUUAAUGCAAGCUUCACAGCAACACAAAAGAUCAACAAUGUCCAAGACAUUAUACUACCAUCCGGAGCAGAAGGUUGAGGCAUAUUGUUUACCUCAGAUUCAAAUGUUAGACCACCAAUUAUGCAACACUACCAGCAGCGGUGGGAGCCACUUCUCUGUUUGGACUUCCCGAGAACAGUACUGCACUUUGGAAUCGUCCUCAGCAAACGGCAGUUAUACUGUUUACAACUCACCAUCAACUGUCACUUUCUCACCCAACGGGAGCCCCAUGUCCCAGCAAGAUUCUCAUUCAUACCCUCCUGACCAGCGGCAUUCCCCAGACAGUAAUCAUGGUUCUCCUAUAAGCGGUUCCUGCAUAACUGAUGAUGUUAGUGACCUUAGGCACAAGUUGAGAGAAUUAGAAACUGUAAUGCUAGGACCUGAUUCUGAUAUACUCGACUGCUAUAACAGUACCUUACAGGGCAGUAUUGCCUCACCGGAGAUGGACAGCUGGAGACAAAUGAUGGAUGCGAUUCCCAGAGGGGACUUGAAACAGGUUCUCAUUGCCUGCGCCAAAGCCAUAUCAGAUAAUGAUUUGUUGACUGCACAAUGGUUGAUGGCUGAAUUACGGCAGAUGGUGUCAGUUUCAGGUGAACCAAUCCAACGUCUGGGAGCAUACAUGUUGGAAGGGCUUGUUGCGAGACUGGCCUCUUCUGGGAGUUCCAUCUAUAAAUCUUUGAGAUGCAAAGAGCCUGCAAGUGAUGAGCUUCUUUCUUACAUGCACAUUCUGUAUGAGGUUUGUCCUUACUUCAAGUUUGGGUACAUGUCAGCGAAUGGUGCCAUUGCAGAAGCAAUGAAGGAUGAAAAGAGAGUUCACAUCAUUGACUUCCAAAUUGCUCAGGGGAGUCAGUGGAUUACUCUAAUCCAGGCUUUUGCAGCUCGGCCUGGUGGGCCACCCCACAUUUGUAUAACGGGUAUUGAUGAUUCGACUUCUGCUUAUGCUCGUGGAGGAGGACUAAAUAUCGUUGGUCAAAGGCUAUCUAGGCUUGCUGCGCUAUUUAAAGUGCCAUUUGAGUUCCAUGCUGCUGCCAUAUCUGCUUGUGAUGUUCAGCUUGUGAAUCUUAGGAUUCGACCUGGUGAAGCUCUUGCUGUCAAUUUUGCAUUUAUGUUGCAUCACAUGCCAGAUGAAAGUGUCAGCACUCAAAAUCAUCGGGACCGACUGUUGAGGCUGGUUAAGAGCCUGUCUCCCAAGGUGGUGACCCUGGUUGAGCAAGAGUCUAACACAAACACUGCCGCAUUCUUCCCCCGGUUUCUAGAGACACUCAACUAUUAUACGGCCAUGUUUGAAUCGAUUGAUGUGACUCUACCAAGGGAACACAAGGAGCGGAUCAAUGUGGAGCAGCACUGCCUGGCAAGGGAUGUUGUCAAUAUAAUAGCAUGCGAGGGGACUGAGAGGGUGGAACGGCAUGAGCUUCUCGGCAAGUGGAAGUCACGAUUCAGAAUGGCGGGGUUUACUCCUCACCCGUUAAGCUCUUUGGUGAAUGCUACCAUCAAAACGCUGCUAGAAAACUACUGUAACAGAUAUAGGCUUGAAGAGAGAGAUGGAGCUUUAUAUCUUGGUUGGAUGGACAGAGAUCUGGUUGCUUCUUGUGCAUGGAAGUGAAAACGGGGUAUCGAGAUUGACUUUUACUUUAGGAUGAGAAUCAGCAGGCUGAGGUAGAACUUUCAAUUUUUUCUGUUUUCUUAAUGUGUUAGCUAGUAAUAGUUUUACCAGAAUGGUUCCCUCAGCAUUGUACUUCUAUUAAUCAAAAUGAGCUGCUUUCUUCCCCA